Molecule: messenger RNA, 4209 nt
Organism: Poecile atricapillus (Black-capped chickadee)
Lineage: Eukaryota; Metazoa; Chordata; Aves; Passeriformes; Paridae
Gene: SH2B3
Product: SH2B adaptor protein 3
Exons: 6
Coding region: 2279-3682 (467 amino acids)
Biological process (GO): intracellular signal transduction
Cellular component (GO): plasma membrane
Molecular function (GO): transmembrane receptor protein tyrosine kinase adaptor activity
Source: RefSeq, a predicted model, not a curated record
CAGCUCGGGGUCUGGAAGGAUUCAAGGAUUCAUCCCAGCCGUGGUGGGGGCUCAGCUGGGGUGGACCCUGCUCCUCCCCACCAGGCAGCCAGUCCCAGCUCCAGUGUUUAUGAUGGGCACUGUGAUGUUCAAUGUUAUUUUGGGAUUGUGUUAAAAACCAGCAUUUUGGGCAAACUCACUUCCUCCAGCCCCAGGCAAGGGGCAGGAAUGAAAAUACCCAUCCCAGUAGGAUUAAAUGGUCCCACGUGGGCUUUUGAACAUUUUUCCAUCAUCCUGGGUAAGGCAAAAUCCUCGGGAUGAUAGAAAAUCCCAGGACAUCCCAGGGGAAUCUGUGCUGGACCCCCCCAUCCCCCUGGGGCUGAGCUUUGGGGUGAUUCAAUCCUGGCUGCAGCAGCUCCCACUUGCACACAGACACCUUGUUUACUUUCCAUGCUCGUUAUUUAUUCCAGGAAAUUAUUAAAGCAGCCCACGCUGGAACCGAAUUUGGCAUAAAAUAAAUUUAAAAAAAAAUUAUAUAAAAAAAUCAAGGGGUUGGCAAAAGCCGAUUGUUUACAGAUUCUGCUUAUAGCCCCCAUCACCCCCAGCCCUGCUGUGAGCCACCGGGCUCGCUGCUUUUGGGGGGCUUUGCAGGGUUUUGAGGGGAUUUGCAGCAGUUUGAGGAAUUUGGGAAUGUUGGCUGAUCAGGGAGGUUUAUCAAUGGACAGAGGAGCCAGCAGCUCCAGGGAUGGGUGUGGAUUCCUGCCUGGACCCCCCCCAAAUCUCACCCCGCGGCUCUCAGAUUCAUUUAGUAGGAAAUCGGCGCUCGGGGGGCGAUGGGGUCGGGGCUGUGCUUUCUCCCAUCGCCGUUCGCCGGCGCUCGGCAGCCACCGGGAAUGGGAACAGAGGGAUCUUUGUGGCCCGGCCACCCCCGAGCCAGCGCCGGCACAACGGUGCCUCUUGUCACCGCUGGGCACGGUCCCCUCGGGGACAGCGCUGUCCCCUGCCCGCGGGAUGCUCGGAGACAGGCUGUCCUGCAGCUCCUUUGUGCCUCUGCUGUGGGGUUGAGGAUGCUGGCGGGGCUUUGGGGUGGGCACGGGGUUUUUUUGGGAGGUAAUGGCCAGGGCUGGGGGAUGUUGAGCUGGCACAGCAGCGGGAAUCGUCUCCGCCGUUCCUGUUUGACAGCCGGGGAAACUCUGAGCUCCUGUUCCCCAAGCCCAGAGCAGAGCCCAGGGCGGUGCUCGAUGCUCUCAGGUUUCCAAAUGAGCGGUGCCCACCUGCAGAGAGGCAGGAAUGUUUUGGGAAUGUGUCACCCUGGGGCCACGCGGAGCUGAGCUGAGCUAGGGGGUCCCUACAGAAAGCCCAAAUCAGUGGGAUUCCAGUCCCUGUCCCAAAAACCAGCAUUGGCAGGGGAUGUCCAGGGUGGACCUCUCCCCUUGGAGCUGUGAUGGAAACACCCGAGGAAGAGCAUUGGGAUUAACUGUGCUGGCACCUCCCCUGGAGCACCGGGAUGAGCUGCAGGAGGACAGAGGGAUUUGUCCUCCUGAAGAUCCCUGAGGAUGGACACCAGGAUUAGCCCUGGUGCAGAUCCCUGAGGAUGGACACCAGGAUUAGCCCUGGUGCAGAUCCCUGAGGAUGGACACCAGGAUUAGCCCUGGUGCAGAUCCCUGAGGACACGUUUUGGGAUUAUCCAUGGUGCAAAAGUGCUCAAGGAUGAGUGUUGGGUUUAACUAUGGUGAAACUCCCCAGGGAAACCACCAGGAUUUCCUGCCACAUAAAAUCCCCGAGGGUAAAGUCUGGAAUUUCCCGUGGUGCAAACUCCAGAGGAUGAUGGCUGCUCCAGCAGACACUUUGCCCUCUCCAGCAGGACCUUUGGAGCCCUCGCAGCCCCACAGGGCCCUCUGCCCUGCCCUGGCACCAGGGGAUGUUCCCACCCAGCUCACACAGCAUUCCCUGGAGAAGAUUUGUGUGUAUCCAUGCUCCUGGAAAACUUCACACCUUCCCCCAGGGCUGCAGGCACAGGAUAUGGUUUUGUGUCCAUCCAGCACAAAACCAGCCAGGCCUGGCACUGCAGCUCCAGCUGAGGUUUGUCCCUUGUGUAAGGGACACAGAGCUCUGUGAUUUACAAGAAGUGACAAAUCUCACUGCUGGGGACCUCGCACAAGGGCUCAGGCACCUCCCCACGCCCCGUGGGUGACUCGGAGUGGAAGUGACAGCUGGUGUGGGGAAACCCCCAGAGCGUGGAGGGGCCAGGGGCAGCUCCUGGUGCUGUCAAAGGGUUGCUCUGCACAAACUUGGCCUGAUGGCUCAGCCACUGCCAUCAUCACUGUGCCACCGUCAUCAUCACUGUUAUCACUGUGCCACUGCUGUCAUCAUCAUGCCACUGCUGUCAUCAUCAUGCCACUGCCAUCGUUCCUGUGCCACCACUCUCAUUCUUGGAGAGCCGCCCUCCACCUCACCUGAGUGGAAAAAGCUCCCUCAGUGUCCCCUGAGCAUCCAGACAGGACCGGGGAGGGCGUUCCUGGCACAGGGCUCCAAGCCGAAGCUGCUCGUCGCCUGCUCCGCUGUGCAGGAGGUGCGGAGGUGCACACGCCUCGAGAUGCCCGAUAACCUCCACACCUUUGUCCUCAAGGUCACCAAUGCCACCGACAUCCUGUUUGAGGCAGGGGAUGAGCAGCAGCUCAGCUGCUGGACGGCCGAGAUCCGGGAGUGUGUGCGCAGGGGCAGGUCUGACACGGGUGACCCUGAGCUCCUGACGUGCCGACACCCCGACCCUACAGCCGCCAGCCCCACCACCAGCACCGACCCCCUCAGCCAAGGGGCGACGCCGGGGGGCCCGGGGGAGGCGGCGGGGCCGAAGAUGGAGCAGUUCCUCUCCUCCUGCCCCUGGUUCCACGGGCCCAUCUCCCGGGUGAAGGCGGCUCAGCUGGUGCAGCUGGGGGGGCUGGAGGGCCACGGCGUGUUCCUGGUGCGGCAGAGCGAGACGCGACGCGGCGAGUACGUGCUCACCUUCAACUUCCAGGGCAGAGCGAAGCUCCUGGCUCCAGCACCACGGUCCCCCUCCCCUUGCCCUUUCCCGGUUGGAACCCCGAGUUCAGCCUCAUCCCCACCGGCUCCUCCUGCCCACACGGCCCCGAUGAGCCCCCCGGGGGUCCCCCAGCGGAGCAGAUCUUCCACCUGGUGCCACCACCGGCCGAGCUGGCUCAGAACCUGCGCCCGGCCAGGGCCACCACGGCCACCACGGCCCGGCCCCGCGACUCGGACUAUGAGGUGGAGGCACCGGGCCGGGGCCAUGUCCGUGCCAUCGAUAACCAGUACACGCCGCUCUGACCAGCACGGCGCCGGCACUGGGAUGCACUUUCGGGUGGAGAAAUCCUGGAGACCUUCUGGGGGAUCCAUCGAGAGAAAGAAUGUACCUGUUUCUUCCUUCUGGUUAGGGAUUAUUAUUGUAUUUUUGCAAAGGAAGGGGGUAAUUUUUCACUCCUGUACGGGUGUGCUCCCUCUCGUGGGCCUGUUAAAGGGCCUCUUAUUGUUAUUUUUGUUGUUCUUAUCGAAGCUUUUUCAUUACUGUUUACACAACGCCGCUCGUGCCUGCGCCGGGCCCGGUGUCCUGCCUGUCCCUGACACGACAGAGCCCAGCCAAGGAACCAGGGGCUUGUGUUACACCCACGGAAUUGGAGAAAGUUUAAAAACACAACCAGGAUAACAAGAAAAAAAAGGAUUAUAAAUUCAUUGCCAAGUUGCUGCUCCAGGCCUCGUCCUCCCGUCCCGGCUGCUGAACCCACCAGCAAAGCCCGACCUGAGCUGAGCUCCCACAAAGGGUGAUGAGCAGGGUUUGGGGUUUUUUCUUAGCUAAAGCAAAAACUGGCUUUUUCUUGCUUUUCCUUUUUAACCCAGCACAGCCGUGGCCGCUCCCUGCGCCAGCCAGAGGGAUCCUCACCCUGCUGUCCCGGCUGAUUGAGACUCAACACUAAUUGCUCCAUCCUCAGCCAUGGCACCAGCCGAGAACUAACACAGAGACUGACACAAACCACUCCUGCUGGUGAGGGAGGGGUUUAUCCCGUUCUGUCCUGGUGAUGGAUGUGUUCUGUCCCGGUGGUGGAGGCUUUUUUAUCCCUGUGGUGGAUGGGUUUUUAUCCCGGUGAUGGAAGCGUUUCAUCCCAGUGAUUUUAGGCACAAAUCUUAAAGUCAGUUUUCCCCCUAAAGAACCCCCCUACUCUUGCUUGCCUUUUU